AUGGCCCAGCUGAACCAGGGUCGCCUUCUCACUGACGACGCGAGCAUGAGUGAGCAUGGACUGCAUCGUUCAAAAUUUGAGGAAUGGGAGGAUGCCCUACGCAGUCCAAACACCGAAAGUGGCGAGUAUGAGUGGUGGUACGCUGACGGGCACCUGCAAGAUGGCUGGUUUCUCCAAGUAGCCUUCUUCUACAACUCCGAAGGUGCCGGUACCAAGGCAGGACUCAUCGAUCUAAACAUUGCCAAGGACGGGGAAAAGCUCUGCGACUUGCACAAGAGAUUUAAGCUGUCUGCCAACUUGGAUGUUGGCAAGGAUAAAUGCCAUGUGCGAUUCGAAAAGAGUUCUUUCCGAAGCAUUGAUGGCUUACGGAAGUACCACAUCCACGUCGACCCGGACGAGAUGGAAGGCUUCGGCGCCGAUGUCACCAUUACAGCAACUACCCCCUCCUAUCGCCCGGGCACGGGUCGGUGGGAUGUGGACGGCCGUCACUUCUCUUGGUUUGUGGCUGUUCCUGGCGGUCACCUCACUGGCGAAAUCAUCACCAACGGCACCAAGACGAAAGUUGAAGGAAACGCCUAUCACGAUCACAACUGGGGCAACGUUCCGAUGGAAAAUAUUCUCGACAACUGGCUUUGGGGGCGCGCUGACGUACAUGGUCUCACUGUUGUCUCGGCGUCGGGGGAUGAGGUUCUGGUGAAUGCGGUCGAUGAGCAGCUUGUUUGCCUAGAAGGGGUUAAAAGACCCCAUCCAGUCACCGUCAAACCGACAAGCACUGAUUGCAUUUAUAUCGUUGACUCGGGAGGAGGAGGUGCAGCGGAAGUCCGAUUCAACGGCCAGAACAAGGUGGUUGCAACAUUCCCAUACCCAACCACCUCAAAAGACUGGGAAACAUGGUACACGAGGUAUGCGGGACUAGUGACAGUUAACAUCGUCGACGGCGAGAAGCGUAUCCGCACAUCCGAUCUGGGCAUACUCGAAAGGAGAUUUUUCCCACGGCGGAGCAAGCCAUGGCCUCUGGUUAUGGGCUGGGUAGGCGGAAGAAACGCCGAAAAGGCACGUGGCGAGAGCAAGAGAGUUCGAAUGCAUCGUGAACCAAGAGAUGCGAUAAUACUUGACGUGAUAGAUCAAAGAAUUAAUAUCACGGUUAUCCAGUUCUACGUAGUAGAGCAUACUACGGUUGCAAGGGUAAGAGAUGUAUUAGAUGAGAAGAUCAUGAAAUCGACCGAGGAGGUCGAGCUGCUAUGUAGUUACAUGCUACUGAGUCAGAAUCGAGUUGAAGCCCGGUCCUUGAUGGGAUAA
This is a messenger RNA of Fusarium vanettenii 77-13-4, 1299 nucleotides long. RefSeq lists its product as uncharacterized. The transcript has 7 exons. Bases 1 to 1299 code for a protein of 432 amino acids. The record is from RefSeq and is a predicted model, not a curated record. Lineage: Eukaryota; Fungi; Ascomycota; Sordariomycetes; Hypocreales; Nectriaceae.